AUGGAGAUCUUUGCAGGAGGAGUGAACGAGAGUGACAAGGUCUUCGGUGGAGUACUCAAUGCGUGCUCUGUUGCAGCCCCUAUACGGCACCAAGUCCUCCAAUUGGCGGUGAUAUUCGUGUCCGGCAUCAGCCAACUCAGCCCUGGGGCGUACUUCCUUCGCCGAGACCUCUUCCCCUGCAUUGUUACGAUCAUCACUUCUCCGGAAACCGAACAAUUUACAUUCGAGGCUUCCGUAUUGCUCGCCCUCCUUGCCAAUUUCCACAAAACGGACGCAGCCAAAAUGAACCCUUACCUCAGAUGCAUACGGGAAACGAAGACCGAGAGGCUCAUGCGCAAGAUCUGUUGGGCCUCCAACUUCGCCGCUGACGCCGUUGUCAAAUCGUACCAAAACGUCUCAGAUGAUUCGCCGCCCUCUCUGAGCGCGACAUUCGGUGCAUUUCUCUCGUCAAUGCGCCCAGAUCGAGCGCUGUCGUCGACGCCAGUUGACCUACCGCGCGAACUCUUCAAAUACCAGCCUAUAGAAGCUUGUGUAAUACUACUGCCAAUAUUCGAGUUUCUCCACGCCAAUGAAAGGUUUCAUACAAUCCUCUUGGAGCCACUUACGGUUGAUGCGGAACAGCAAGCGACUGCACGGACCCCUCCGUUACCCUACACACUCUUGACACUUGCUUCCUACUUGCUCACACACGCAUCAUCGGUGCAUGCACCGCGUGCCAUAGGCUAUGCUCAUCUGUCACUCAACAUAUUGCUCGUCAUGGCGGAGAGCAAGAUCAUCAUGGAGGUGUUCUGCAACAGGGGUGAUGCAAAUAUCAGACUGUGCCAUCAAAGACCCCCGUUGCUUGCGUUUACCGGCCCCAGAAAGCCUGUUUGCGCUAUCCUUGACUGUUGUGUGCUAUGGCUGCGGCACAACCUGCACAAGCGUCUCGAAGUGCAUUCCUACUUAAACUGCACGCGCGUGUGUUAUCAUGUCUUGUGGUAUUUGAAAAAAGAACGUAUCAGUCUAGAAUAUCACUGGCUGGAGUUAUGGAAGGCCCUCAUCGGGCUACUCGACUUCCUUGCCAACAAGCUCGACGGCCUCAUCACUACAGGCGGAGUCGAGCGACUCAUUCAGGAGACGUUGAUGAUAUUGGACCUUGCGUUGUGCCAUUCAGGUGCCAUUCUGCCGAAUGCUGUCGCUGUGCACGAGCUAGUGUACGAGGUGGUUCGCUCGGUCGAAGUUCUCAGGAAGCAGCAGACGACCCUGGACAAGUUGGCUCUCCCUGGGUCCGGCUCUCGACGCCGACAAUCCGUGAUGAACUAUAACUCGGAUGCUCUUGCAAAUAUCCUUGCUGUGACAGCCCUCUAUGAACUCAGAAUCCGGGAGGCGAAGGCGACAUCAGCCAGGAGCGCACUGCGAGCUGUGGCGAAGGAGAUUGACCGCGACGGUCUCAGCUAUGGGAAAGAUCUCCACGGCGACGAGCCACCGUGA
This is a messenger RNA of Rhodofomes roseus, 1470 nucleotides long. RefSeq lists its product as uncharacterized. Gene Ontology annotation, biological process: regulation of Golgi organization. Bases 1 to 1470 code for a protein of 489 amino acids. The record is from RefSeq and is a predicted model, not a curated record. Lineage: Eukaryota; Fungi; Basidiomycota; Agaricomycetes; Polyporales; Fomitopsidaceae. Gene Ontology annotation, cellular component: cytosol. The transcript has 10 exons.